Molecule: messenger RNA, 1245 nt
Organism: Periconia digitata
Lineage: Eukaryota; Fungi; Ascomycota; Dothideomycetes; Pleosporales; Periconiaceae
Source: the annotation of a GenBank genome assembly
AUGAUCAAAACAUAUUUGUUGAUCAGAACAAUACGCAAAAUGUUGUUCCUUCUUCUCUCGCUCGCAAGCCUCUCUACAACCUUAUAUGGUGCCCCUUCGCUCCCAAACCUGAUCCCACGACCGACGUCUUUUCCUCAGGGCGUCAACAUAACAUGCCCCCCAACUCCCAAACCCAUGCCCAAAGUCGCAGCCUUGCCCUCGGUGAAGACAAUGCCCGACCCCUUCCUCUACCUUGAUAUGAAGACUAGGGUACAGAGCACUGAGGAAUGGAUACAGUGCCGACAACCCGAGAUCCUCAAGCUUCUUCAAGAGUACCAGUACGGCUACUAUCCCGAUAGAUUAGCCGAGACCGUUACAGCGUCACGAAGCGGUUCAAAAUUAGACAUCACAGUAGCCACAGGUGGGAAAUCAGCUGCGAUAACGGCAACAGUGAAGCUUCCCUCUGGAUCCGGGCCUUUUCCUGUUAUUAUUGCGAUUGGAGGGAUUGAUGAGAAUAUCUAUCUGAAAGCCGGCAUCGCGGUUGUGACAUUUGAUUACUCGAGAGUCGCAGCAGAUAGUAACAGCAAAACCGGGAGUUUUUGGAUGUUAUACAAUGGUAGAGAUAUUGGUGUUUUGACGGCGUGGGCUUGGGGUUUUCACCGCGUUCUUGAUGGAAUCGAGCUCAAGGUCCCGGAAAUUGAUGCGAAGCUCUCUGGGGUCACUGGUUGCUCUCGUUUGGGAAAAGCCGCAUUGGCAGCCGGUCUGUUCGACCAACGCAUCGCAGUGACCAUGCCGAUGUGUUCUGGUGUCCAAGGCGCCGGACCUUAUCGUUAUAGCCUCAGCGGACAAGGAGAGACUUUGGAGAACUCAAAAUCGGGAGCAGGCUGGUGGACCUCUUCCGGUAUCUCCCAAUUCGUUGGAAAAUCAUCGCAGCUACCCUAUGACGCCCACACUAUUGUUGCGGCCAUCGCCCACAGGGCAGUGAUACUCGAACAGGGUGCUUCGGAUCCUUUCACUGAUUCAAAGGGUACUGCUACUGUUACUUUCCCGUCUGCUAAAUUAGUAUACGGCUGGUUAGGGGUAGGGUCGCAGCUUGGUAUGGCUAUUCCCAAGGGUGGGCACUGUGAUAUGAAUGGUUACGCGGAUGUGUUACCGUUCGUGCAGAAGGUAUUGCAAGGCAAAGAGACCACACGCAAUUACGAUGAUCUAGGAAGUUGGAAGGCUAUGCCCGAAGCCUACCCUUGGGCUGGCCAGAUCCCAACUUAG